This is a messenger RNA of Ictidomys tridecemlineatus (thirteen-lined ground squirrel), 1228 nucleotides long. It is a transcript of the gene Stpg3, whose product is annotated as sperm-tail PG-rich repeat containing 3. The record is from RefSeq and is a predicted model, not a curated record. NCBI's taxonomy places the organism in Eukaryota, Metazoa, Chordata, Mammalia, Rodentia, Sciuridae. Gene Ontology annotation, cellular component: cytoskeleton.
CCCCAGGGAGCUCCUGGCAACAGAGGGGGCCCCUGGAUGGACAAUGAAGUCAUAAAGCCUGGCAGUGCCCUCAGGAAGACAGCUCUGUAUGGAGGAUGAAUUUUGACCAGAAGGCUGUGAAAUUCCUGGCAAAUUUCUACAUCAAUGGGGGCAAACACUGGACUCAUGGCCCCCUUAGUCAGAAGCCUCUAUGUCCCACCCAGCCUGAGGCUACUGUGGUGUUGAGAAGCGGGGAUGAGAUGUGGCUGCCAAAGAGGAAGGGAGCCUCAGCCGGCCUCAGGCUAGGAACAUGCACCCCCAAGACGUGCCACCCUAUCUGCUCCGGGACCCUGAAGGAGCUGCUGCUAGAGCGACGCCCCCCGAUCCUGAUCGACCUGGACGUCCCCGGCCCCACCAAGUACGAGGUGCCCAACGCGUCGGUGCGAGAAUCUUCCCCUCACCCCCACUACAGCAUUGGCUGCAAGCACCCAGGCCGAGAGGGCGGCGGCCGCAGGGCGUGGCAGACCCUGUGGCUUCAGAGCGAAAGCCCCUUCACGCAGAAGGCCGACUUUAACCGAGAGCAAAAGUGGCCAUCUCCCGCCGACUAUGGGCCGCUCAGCCGAACUUCCUUCCCGGCCUUCAGCUUCGGAGGCCGUCGCCGAAGCAUUUCCAAGACUCCUUUGGGCCUUGCCCGCCCAGGCCUGCUCCGUGGCAGGGGCCCUCGUGCCCAUCUCCCGCCCCAGGCUUCUGUGCAGGCUCUGGCUGAGAAGCGCCCCAGCCCCAACACCUACGACAUCCUUCCCGGGUACCGUCUGCAGAACCCGCGCUCACCUGCCUUCUCCAUGAGCCGCUCGCCUGCCUUUGCCUCCUGGUUCAGUUCCUCCCAAACCCCAGGCCCGGCUGCCUACUAUGUGGAGGACUGCUACAAUUCACGCUUCCCCUCUGCGCCUGGAGUGGUCAUACAGGGUGUGCGAAGACCCAAGCGCCACGACACAGGCCCCUUCUGCACGCUCUAAGCCUGCUGGGCCCUGCCUGCCGGCUUGGCUUGUUAUUUAGUGGAAUGCUGGUCUCCCUUGGAGCCUCCUCCUGGAACUUGGGGCCUGGGGCUUGGUCUUCUGACUCUCUAGGCACCACUGAUUCCCUUUCUGACCAGCAGACCCUCUAUGGGCUGUGACAAGGACAGCCCAGCCCAGAGCCCCACCUGCCCCUCCCCUGCUGUACUGAGAUGCAGUUGUUCUCCCACACUCCA